This is a messenger RNA of Scomber japonicus (chub mackerel), 2355 nucleotides long. RefSeq lists its product as uncharacterized. The record is from RefSeq and is a predicted model, not a curated record. The coding region runs from base 141 to 1490 and encodes 449 amino acids. NCBI's taxonomy places the organism in Eukaryota, Metazoa, Chordata, Actinopteri, Scombriformes, Scombridae. The transcript is spliced from 5 exons.
AAAACCUAACGGACUGGAUAUGAGACCAAUACAGGGAUUAACCUGUAAUAUUUCUCAACGUUGUCUGUCUUUAUCCGGCAGCUAUAUACUUGAAACAAGGGGAACAGCUUUGAGUUGAGAAUCCAUCUUGUUUUGGCUGGAUGGAAAUGGCAAUUCAGCAAUCGAAGUUCUUCCUCUUCCUCAUUACUUUCAUCGUCAUUUACAUCAUCAUCAUCACCACUCUGAGAGCACCCGGGACAAACAAGUCUGUCCCUAAGCCAUGUGGACCUCCAAAGAUAUGCCCUGGUCACUUCUCUGAGCAGACCAUCACCCCCCUCACCAACACCAAGCACUUGCUGGUGUCAGCCUUCAUGGACCAAAGAGUGAAUGGUUUGGAUAUACGCAUCAUUGGUAUAUUCAGGAGAGACUCCAUCCAACCCCUUCACUGUUUUUUCUGCUGUGUAGAUCACUUGUCAAGAACAAGAACUCCAGCAACAAUUUUACAACAUUCAGACAACUUUGGUUUUCCUUUCGUCACUACAGAUGUCAUGUGUCAGAUUCCUCAAAACUGCAACGCUACACAUGUCACUCUUUUGCCUCAGUCAGAAAAAGUGUUUGCACCUGAGCAGAUGUGGCUCCCCAUAAGAAACAAAAAGACCAACGGGAAGGAAAAUAAAAAGUUGCAGUUUGACUUCACAGUCUGUAUCUCCAACCUGUUUGGAGACUACAACAAUGUGCUUCAAUUUGCACAGACUCUGGAGAUGUACAGGCUGCUUGGUGUGAACAGAGUGGUUAUCUAUAACACCAGCUGUGGCCCAGACCUUAACCGCCUGCUGCACAGUUACAGCCAGGAGGGUUUUGUGGAGAUGGUUCCUUGGCCCAUUGACCAGCAUCUGAAUCCAUCUCGUGGCUGGCUCCACUCAGAGCAUGGAGGGGACUUGCACUACUUUGGCCAGCUGACCACGCUUAAUGAGUGCAUUUACAGAUCGAUGGACCGGUCACGCUACGUCCUGUUGAACGACAUUGAUGAGAUAAUAAUGCCAUACCAGCACAAUGGACUAAUGCCUCUGAUGAACAUGCUCGAACAGCAGCAUCCAAAUACAGGGGUGUUCCUCAUUGAGAACCAUAUCUUUCCUAAGCACCAUUUCGAGCCAAGUAAGAAGUUUGACCUACCUCAGUGGAAAGGGGUGAAUGGAAUUAAUAUUCUAGAGCACAUCUACAGGGAGGAGCCCCAAAGAAACAUAUAUCACCCGCAUAAGAUGAUAGUUCAGCCGAGGUUAGUGGAGCAGACCUCAGUGCAUGAAGUGCUCAAAACUUUUGGACGGCGGUACAAGGUUCCACUUGAAGUGUGUCGGAUCAUUCACGUCCGUGUGGCUCUGCAGGGGUCGCUGAAACUCGAGCAGCUCCAUGAAGACAAAAGACUGUGGGACUUCCACGAAAAACUGAUUCCCAAUGUGGACAAGGCAUUGAAGAGAGUGGGGCUGCUGAACUCAGAGACGAAAAGCUCAUGAUUGGAGGACAGACAGCCAGAAUGACACAUGGAAGAUGAUGAAUGAGCACCUUCAACGGCAGGGGUAUUUAAUAAUAUGCUGCUACAAUCGGGGCAGGGGGCAUCUUUGCCAUUGUUUUUUUAAACAUCUUAUUUUACUAAGUGCCACCAUAAAUCCUGGUCUUUUGAACUAUUGAGGAACUGCAGAGUAAUGCAGGUACUAUGUGGUGUAUCUGGUUGUAACCAAUUGCCUUAUGCCAUUUACAUUUUGUUAAUGAUAUGCUUUAAGGCUGAUAUAUACUUCUGCGUCGGAAUGACGCAGACCCCUACGCCAUAGCCUGACGUGCACCUCCAAAAAAUCCUAACUACGUGUCACGGCAACGCGGACCGCAAGGGCUGUGAUUGGUCCGGUGAAAGUGUCAGUUCCUCCAGCAGUUGCUUUAUUUAUUAAUAAUAAACAAAAGGUAUGUGUUUUCUGUUAUUAACGCGCAUAGCGCAAUGCUACAUGCUACCGUGACCGGAAGAUAAACAAGGAUACAGACAGAGACUCCUCUGAAACCACACACACACAGUCACACAAGCAACACGUUCCCUCGACGCAGAACUUCGAAAGGACAACGACGGCGUCGCUCCGACGCAGAAGUAAAAAUCAGCCUUUACUGGAAAUAAUGCUCUCCCCCAGUCUUCUCUGUAGGGAACUGUAUAUCACUGUGGGAAAAAAAGGUCAGAAUUCAGACUUUAAACUCAGAAUUCUGAGAUUAAAGUCAGAAUUCUUCUGUAGUACGAAAGAGGAUUAGGGCCACUGUGACCCCUGACUAAACUCAGAACUCUGAGAAAAAAGUCAGAACUAACUUUUUUUCCCACACUGGCCCUAAUCCUCUCCCGUA